AGGGCCCCGACGCCGAGCCCCCCGGGCCGGCCCUGGCCCUCCUGCCCCCCCAGAGGGAGACCUGGACCCGCCAGAUGGACUUCAUCAUGUCCUGCGUGGGCUUCGCCGUCGGGCUGGGCAACGUCUGGCGCUUCCCUUACCUCUGCUACAAGAACGGCGGAGGUGUGUUCCUCAUCCCUUACCUUCUUAUUGCCCUCAUUGGCGGGAUCCCCAUCUUCUUCCUGGAAAUUUCCUUGGGGCAGUUCAUGAAGGCGGGGAGCAUCAACGUGUGGAACAUCGCGCCCAUUUUCAAAGGGCUGGGGUUUGCCUCUAUGGUGAUCGUCUUCUUCUGCAACACCUACUAUAUCAUGGUGCUCGCCUGGGGCUUCUACUACCUGGUGAAGUCUUUUGCGGUCACCCUGCCCUGGGCGACAUGCGGAAACCCCUGGAACUCUCUUGAGUGCGUGGAGAUCUUCCGGCACGGAGACUGCGCCAACGGCACCGGCAACUUGACCUGCGACGAGCUCUCCGACAAGAGGUCCCCCGUGAUCGAAUUCUGGGAGAACGAGGUGCUGCGUCUUUCCAAAGGCCUGGACUUCCCCGGGGCCAUCAACUGGGAAGUGACCCUCUGCCUUCUGGCUUGCUGGGUCCUCGUCUACUUCUGCGUCUGGAAGGGCGUCAAAUCCACGGGCAAGAUCGUCUACUUCACUGCUACAUUCCCUUACGUGGUGCUCAUUAUCCUCCUAAUCCGAGGGGUGAUGCUGCCGGGAGCUCAGGACGGGAUAAUCUACUAUCUCAAACCAGACUGGUCCAAACUGGCCUCACCUCAGGUGUGGAUCGAUGCCGGGACCCAAAUCUUUUUCUCAUAUGCCAUAGGACUGGGGGCUCUCACUGCCUUGGGCAGCUAUAACCGGUUCAACAACAAUUGUUAUAAAGAUGCCAUCAUCCUGGCGUUGAUCAAUAGUGGGACCAGUUUCUUCUCCGGCUUUGUGGUUUUCUCCAUCCUGGGCUUCAUGGCUGCAGAACAAGGUGUUGACAUUGCCAAGGUGGCCGAAUCCGGGCCUGGUCUGGCAUUCAUCGCGUACCCGCGCGCCGUCACCCUGAUGCCAGUGGCCCCUCUCUGGGCUGCCCUCUUCUUCUUCAUGCUGCUGCUCUUGGGCUUGGAUAGCCAGUUUGUGGGCGUCGAAGGCUUUAUCACCGGCAUCCUGGAUUUCUUCCCGGCCGCCUACGCGUUCCGUUUCCAGAGAGAGGUCAUUGUGGCCGUUAGCUGUGCCGUCUGCUUCUUCAUUGAGCUGUCCAUGGUCACUGAGGGGGGCAUGUAUGUCUUCCAGCUGUUUGACUACUACUCGGCAAGCGGCACAACGCUUCUGUGGCAGGCCUUUUGGGAGUGCGUGGCGAUCGCCUGGGUGUACGGCGCUGACCGCUUCAUGGAUGACAUCGCCUGCAUGAUCGGCUACCGGCCCAGCCCGUGGAUGAAAUGGUGCUGGAUGUUCCUGACCCCUCUCAUCUGCCUGGGCAUUUUCCUUUUCAACAUUGCCUACUACAAGCCACUGAUCUACAACAACAGCUACAUCUACCCCUGGUGGGGAGAGGCCAUCGGCUGGGGAUUUGCACUAUCUUCCAUGUUGUGUGUCCCUCUUACUGCCCUCUACAAACUCAUCCGUGCCAAGGGAACGCUGGCAGAGCGUUGGCACCAUCUGACCCAACCCAUCUGGGGACUGCACCAUCUCGAAUACAAGGUGCCCGAAUUGGAUGACGGCGCUCUGACCACCCUGACCCCGGUCUCGGACGGGAGCGCCAAAGUGGUCAUCUUGGAGAGCGUCAUGUGACGCAGCCCUUUGCCCUCCAUACCCCAGCUGGAA
This is a messenger RNA of Euleptes europaea (tarantolino), 1841 nucleotides long. It is a transcript of the gene SLC6A8, whose product is annotated as solute carrier family 6 member 8. The coding region runs from base 75 to 1808 and encodes 577 amino acids. Gene Ontology annotation, cellular component: membrane. The record is from RefSeq and is a predicted model, not a curated record. Gene Ontology annotation, biological process: sodium ion transmembrane transport. NCBI's taxonomy places the organism in Eukaryota, Metazoa, Chordata, Lepidosauria, Squamata, Sphaerodactylidae. The transcript has 13 exons.